Messenger RNA from Helianthus annuus (common sunflower), 1505 nucleotides. Its product is annotated as transcription factor MYB46. Bases 243 to 1253 code for a protein of 336 amino acids. The record is from RefSeq and is a predicted model, not a curated record. The transcript is spliced from 2 exons. NCBI's taxonomy places the organism in Eukaryota, Viridiplantae, Streptophyta, Magnoliopsida, Asterales, Asteraceae.
UCUCUCUCUCUCUCUCUCUCUCUCUCUCUCUCAUAAACAAACAAACACAGGAACAAUUGGCAGUUUAUAAAGUAAUCAACCCUCCAAAUCAGAACUACUUUCGAAGCUUAUAAGUUUCAGAGACAUAACCAACCAAUAGAGUUCCAUCAAAACAAAACCCUAAAGUUUCUUUCAUCUCUCUCACACACACAUUACAACACAUACAUACGCACAUUGUGUGCGUGUGUAUACACAUAAACACAAUGAGGAAACCGAUAGGAGGUGCAAACGAGCCGCAUAAUUCGAUAUCGAGUGCCAAGGGCACCGCAAUAACGACGAUGAAGAUGCGAAAAGGGUUGUGGUCACCGGAAGAAGACGAGAAGCUAAUGAACUACAUGAUUACCAACGGCCAAGGCUGUUGGAGUGACAUUGCUCGUAAUGCCGGUUUGCAACGGUGCGGCAAAAGCUGCCGGCUCCGGUGGAUCAAUUACCUCCGGCCUGACCUUAAACGUGGUGCCUUUUCGCCUCAAGAAGAAGAAGUCAUUAUUCAUCUUCAUUCACUUCUUGGCAACAGGUGGUCCCAAAUUGCAGCAAGAUUGCCUGGUCGUACAGAUAAUGAGAUAAAAAACUUCUGGAACUCCACGGUAAAAAAGAGAUUGAAAAAGAAUACUACAUCAAAUUCCUCGUCACCUAACACAAGUCAUGAUUCAUCAUCUUCCGAACAUAGGGACAUCAUGGGCGGCUUGAUGUCCAUGCACGAUUCUAGCAACAUCAUGGCCAUGUACAUGGAUGCAACACGACGAUCUUUAUCAUCGUCGUCAUUGCAAACCAUGAACAUAAACCAAUUGAUAGAACAAUUACCCCUAACCAACGAUCAUAAUGGGCCAAACAUGCCCAUCUUGCAUGCAUCAUCCUAUGGUACAACACAAGUUGGCAUGGAUGGUAAUGGGAUUAAUUACAAUGGAUGUUAUGAGAUCUUUGGAGGGAAUUUAGGGUUAGAAGACGAGAUGUUUAAUAUCCCACCAUUAGAUAACAUGACUGAUAACAAUCAAGAGAUAAAAUGCGAAAAUCUUGAUGAUAGCAAUUCCAUCAUCAUGACUAACAACAUGAACAACAUCAUCUUGAGCCAAUGUUACAACAAUAACAAGCACAAGGUACAAGCAAUAACCGAAGGGUUCGAAAAUUGUUGGGAGGGAGGAGAUGAACUUAAAGUUGAAGAAUGGGACCUUGAAGAACUCAUGAGAGAAUCUUCCAUGUUCCCUUCGCUUGAUUAAAUCUUGAAAAAAGUAGAUUUGUUAUUAUUUCCUUCAACUUUCUUUUGCCAUUUUCGGAAAGUAGUAUAAUGUUCAAGAUUGUAGAAUAAAAGGACACCGACAUAGGUGUAAUGGGGGUCAUCGUGCAUAUUCUAUUGUAUAGAUAUAAAUGUACAUGUACCUCAUCAUGUAAGAAUAGUUUGGCUAGUUCAAAUUGAUCGUCAUACGCAAGGCCGGCUGGCUAAUAAAAUUCAAAAGAUGAUACUGUUUUUA